AUGGGUGAAGGUAUAGUUGAAAAAGCUCUCGAAAGCUUAGGAAAAGGGUUCGAUUUAACUUCGGAUUUCAGACUCAAAUUCUGCAAAGGUGAAGAGCGUUUGAUUCUAAUCAAUGAAAUCGAGAAAAGAGAACUCACAGUACCAGGUUUUGGAUCCAUUCAAGAUGUUUCUGUUGAUAUCAAAUGCGAUAAAGGAGAUCGCACGCGCUAUCAAUCCGAUAUCCUCACGUUUACGCAAAUGUCAGAGUUAUUCAAUAGGAAGAGUUCAAUUCCUGGGAAAAUUCCCAGUGGAUAUUUCAACAGUGUGUUUGGGUUUGAUUAUGGUUCAUGGGCAAGUGAAGCAGCAAAGACAAAGUGUUUAGGUCUUGAUGGAUAUUUGAUAAGACUCUUCAAUCUUCAUAUUGAUCCAUUUCCACUUCUUCUUUCUAAGAAAAUUGUUCAAGCUGUUCCUUCUUCAUGGGAUCCUCCUGCACUUGCAAGAUUCAUAGAAAACUUUGGUACUCACAUCCUUGUGGGGCUUAGCAUUGGAGGCAAAGAUUUAUUGCUAGUCAAGCAAGACGUGUCUUCCAAUUUGGAACCAUCAGAGCUCAAAAAUCACUUGGAUGAGCUUGGAGAUCAGUUAUUUAGUGGCACAUGCAAUUUCCUUCCCAAAAAGAAAGAUCAGAAACACAAGAUUCCACCCGCCUUCGAUGUCUUUGGCCCACAAAUCGCUGCCUUCAGCGGCUCUACAUCAGUGUGCGCAAAAGAUGGAAUAACAGUGAUAUGUGCAAAGAGGGGAGGGGAUACACAAGUAAGCAGCCAUAGUGAAUGGCUUCUCACAGUUCCUAACAAACCAGAUGCAGUUGAUUUUAGCUUCAUUCCAAUCACUUCUCUUCUUAAAGGUGCUCCUGGUAGGGGCUUCCUAUCCCAUGCCAUCAACCUCUAUCUUAGAUAUAAGCCUCCAGUGUCAGAUUUAGCGUACUUUCUUGACUAUCAAGCACACAAGCUUUGGGCUCCUGUUCACAAUGAUCUUCCUCUUGGCCCAAGUACAAACAUAACCACAGUUUCACCUUUUCUCACACUCAGCAUGAUGGGUCCCAAACUUUAUGUAAACACUGAUAAGGUUACAGUUGGCAAAAGACCAAUCACGGGAAUGCGUUUGUUUCUCGAAGGCAUGAAAUGCAACAGAUUAGCCAUACAUUUAGAACAUCUAUUAAACACUCCGACAAUGCUUAUCAAUAAAAUCGAGGACACGACAAUAUGGUCGGAAGAAAUAAGCGAUAACCGUUUCUUUGAAUCGAUAAACGGGAAGAAAUUUUCUCAUGUAUGUACAGCGCCGGUGAAAUACAAUCCUGACUGGAGCACUGAAAAAAAUGUGACAUUCAUUGUGACAGGAGCUCAGCUUCAUGUGAAGAAACAUGACACAAAGAGUGUCCUUCAUCUGAGGUUAUUGUUCUCCAAGGUAUCAAAUUGUUUUGUUGUGAAAUCAAAUUGGACACAAGGCUCUUCCAGAUUGUCUCAGAAAUCUGGAAUUUUCUCAGCAUUAAUAAGCACAUCAAUUUCUAAUAAAGACCAAAAGAAACCAACAGUGGUUAUGGAUUCAAGUGUGUUUCCAACAGGACCUCCAGUACCUGUACAAACACAAAAAAUGUUGAAAUUUGUGGACACAUCACAGUUAUGUAAAGGGCCACAAGACACUCCUGGUCAUUGGUUGGUUACUGGGGCAAGAUUGGUUAUGGACAAAGGUAAGAUAUGUUUGUGGGCUAAGUUCUCUUUGUUAAAUACUGGCCUAUGA
Messenger RNA from Lathyrus sativus (Indian pea), 1773 nucleotides. The record is from the annotation of a GenBank genome assembly. NCBI's taxonomy places the organism in Eukaryota, Viridiplantae, Streptophyta, Magnoliopsida, Fabales, Fabaceae.